AAAGGAGACCGGGAGGGGGGCGAGAUAUUCUUUCUCCACCCCUUUUGGGUUACCUUCCCAGCGGUGCUCUCGGUCUCCCUUUCAUCGCUGGAGUGGAGUGAUUGUGCUUAGAGGUGACCUCGAGGAGCAGAAGUGGUCAUUUCUCCUAUUAUCAUCAUGUCUGAGCCAAUCAGAGUCCUGGUGACUGGGGCCGCCGGUCAGAUUGCCUACUCUCUGCUCUACAGCAUUGCUAAAGGUGAUGUUUUUGGCAAAGAUCAGCCUCUUGUUCUUAUACUGUUGGAUAUCACUCCUAUGAUGGCCGUGUUGGACGGCGUCGUUAUGGAACUGCAAGAUUGCGCUCUUCCGCUGUUAAGAGAGGUCAUUGCAACAGACAAAGAAGAUGUUGCCUUUAAAAACCUCGAUGUAGCCAUUCUGGUUGGCUCCAUGCCAAGGAAAGAGGGCAUGGAGCGGAAAGAUUUACUCAAGGCCAACGUGAAAAUCUUUAAGUCCCAAGGCUCGGCACUGGACAAGUACGCCAAGAAAACGGUCAAGGUCAUUGUGGUGGGCAAUCCAGCCAAUACCAACUGCCUGACUGCCUCCAAAUCUGCUCCAUCCAUCCCAAAAGAGAACUUCAGCUGUUUGACUCGUCUGGACCACAACAGAGCUAAAUCCCAGAUUGCUCUGAAAGUCGGCGUGCGUGCGGAUGAUGUAAAGAACUGCAUCAUCUGGGGGAAUCACUCUUCCACUCAAUAUCCCGAUGUCAGCCAUGCCAAGGUCAAAGUGCAAGGCAACGAAAUUGGCGUCUAUAAAGCAGUGAAAGAUGACAACUGGCUUAAGGGAGACUUCAUUGCGACGGUUCAGCAGCGGGGCGCAGCUGUCAUCAAGGCCCGGAAGCUCUCGAGCGCCAUGUCAGCGGCCAAAGCCAUCUGUGAUCACGUGAGGGACAUCUGGUUUGGCACUCCAGAGGGUGAAUUUGUGUCUAUGGGUGUCAUUUCUGAUGGAAAUUCAUACGGCAUCCCCGAGGAUCUGAUCUACUCCUUCCCAGUUGUCAUAAAGAAUAGAUCAUGGAAGUUUGUUGAAGGCCUUCCCAUCAACGACUUCUCUCGUGAGAAGAUGGAUUUGACCACUAAGGAGUUAAUGGAGGAAAAGGAGACGGCUGUGGAGUAUUUGUCCAGUGCGUGACUAGGUGCUGGCCAGGAGACAGGAGACCACUUGAGUCCAGAGGAGUCUAAAAGUCGUCUCUGAAUCCAGCACCAAAUGCUAUUACUGUGUCCGCUGUUUUUUCCCCCGUGUCUGAUCCACGCAUCGUAAAAGGUUAUCUGUGCCUAUUAUCGAGUGCUCUUAGUAAAUAUAUGAUUGCACAAGCCGCUCUUGAAAAAAAAAUAGUAGUUUUCAGACUCGACCAAAUCUUCUCUGCUCAGUACCGUUUGCUUCCGGUGUUGCAUAGUUACCGUGAGACUCCUUUUGCCUCCGCAGCUGAAAGGGCACCAGCCGUCUUUCAGUGUGAGUUACACCAAAGCCGUCCGCACAAAAUUAAGAGGUGAUUUGGACAGAGUGGGCUCUUGUACUAGAUUAUUAAAAGUAAAAACAGAAUGUACCCGUGCACUUUCUAGAAAAGAAAAACGGAGCAUUGAAUUUCCUUCUACUGUUAAAACCGAAGUUGGAAAUGUAGUUUGGAAUGUGACAAUGUAUACAGAUUGGCCAUCGGGAAACGUUCCUAGAAAUGAUAUGAAAUGUUGAGUUAGCACUUGUCAUUUUUUUCCUGUGUCAACCUUCUGUAACCUUUCUUCAUUUGCUCUUAGUAAGGCGUGUAAAAUAAAAAUCCUCACCAGAAAACCAAUCACAUGACGUUAUGAAAUAAAGCAAUACUAGACACAAAA
Molecule: messenger RNA, 1859 nt
Organism: Sphaerodactylus townsendi
Lineage: Eukaryota; Metazoa; Chordata; Lepidosauria; Squamata; Sphaerodactylidae
Gene: MDH1
Product: malate dehydrogenase 1
Exons: 9
Coding region: 157-1161 (334 amino acids)
Biological process (GO): tricarboxylic acid cycle; oxaloacetate metabolic process; malate metabolic process
Cellular component (GO): mitochondrion; cytosol
Molecular function (GO): L-malate dehydrogenase (NAD+) activity
Source: RefSeq, a predicted model, not a curated record